AUGUGUGCCACUGUGCAUCGCAUGACCGCUGCCAUUACGGCUGGUAUGGCGCUUGUCGCCAUGAAGCUGGACGGUCAUUCCACCUUCGAGGCGACGUUCGAAAGCGCAUACCUGCAGGUAGACGCGUUCACAGCGCUAUCUGCGGGCGCCGAGCAAUCUCCUGAGGCGGCGACUACAGCAGCAGUACUGGUGGAGGCUGAGGAGCAGGAGGGCUACACGGUGACCAACGCCGUGCAGAGCUAUGUGCUGCGGGGGGAAGAACUCAGCGGCCUGGACUGCAGCGUGUACAAUAUCGUCUCCAGCUAUGAGGUUCGACGUGUGCCGCCAGCUCAGCACCCGCACCGAGAGCGAUUGGGUCUACAGGUCCCGGUGGCAGUUCGACGCCGCAAGCGCACUACCCCUGCUGCACCCAUAACCGCCCCCGUGCCUGCCCCUGUGCCUCUGCUGACUGCAGCCCCGGCCCCUCCUCCUGAGCCACCUGCUCCUACAGCUGCAGCGACACUCGACCAUCCAACGUCUCAGACAGCCACGGAGCUGCCCCGCCUGGUGGCCUUCCACGGCACGCAUCCGCUGUACAGAACACAUGUCCACAUCCGCCUACCGCGGCCGCGAUAUGUACAACUUGGAGGCUCUCUUCCCCGCCGGCCCCGCCCUGGCACCUCUGCUGCGAGCAUGGCGCAGUACUACGCGUUUGUCCUGGGUACUUUCAAAGCUCACCGGGGUCAGCCCAUCCCCCCCGGGCUGACUGUAAAGGAAGCCUACGACACCUGGUGGGCAGAGCUGGCCACUACCGAGGCAGGUCGCUCAUACCAAGCGUACGUAACGGUGCUGCUGGACAACAUCGAAGAGGACCACACAGGGAAAGCCCGCCGUCAGGCGGAGUACAACCAGCGGCGCCGCCAGCAGCGUGCGGCGGCGGCAGCAGCCGCGCUGCCUGAAGGUGACAGCACGAGCACUUCGGAUGGAGACACCGACGACGCCAUCCGCGGGCAUCUCAGACCUGAUCCUGAAACACAGCCACCCGCCGAGGGUCAGCUGGAGCACUUCGUGUACAUCCCGGGUCAGGAGGAUCCGACGGCUGGCACCGACCUCGCCGCCGUCGCUCUUACGGAUCUGUUUGACUGCACCAACGCUGCUGGCGCGUAUGCCUAUGAUGCGGCACGGCGCUGCCGAGCCCCGGCCUUAGUGGACGGCCAUGGUGCACGCAGCGAUCGUUUUAGCCGUCGGAUCACACCAGCGGACCUGCCCCUCCUGACCGAAGCGAGCAAGCGUCUGAAGCGGUAUCUCGUUGCAGCAGCAGCCGGCACUGUUGAGGCAGAUGGGGGCGCCCACACGGGACUGACGGCCCCACCUGAGAUGGACACCCCUCAUAUUGAGCUGCACCGCCCCACCAGCGGACCCCUGGUUGCCAUUGUGCGCAUGCCUGGCACUCCUGAGCGGACUGAGCAGGCUCGCAUGCCCAUCUAUGUGCACCUCCCCCAGCCGCCCAGCAUCGACGACACCAUCGAGCUUUUCACGCUCGCCCCCCACCAAGCCGUGCCCUUCAUGCUCAUGGCUCAGUACUUCGAUCGCCGUGAUGAGCCCAACCCUGGCGACCCGCCGCAGAUGCUUGUGGAGGGCAAGCCCGGUACCGGAAAGACCCAGUUUGUACAAGCGCUCCUCUGGUACACUUUCCAGCAUGGCUGCCCGCACUGGGCGGCCACCUGUGCCUACUCAUGGGCUGCUGCAGUUGCAUUCAACACGCCGGUGCAUCGCAGCCUCUCUACCCACGCAAUGUUCGCCCUAUCUGCUGGCAGCAACCGAGCGGAAAGCGUCAGAAAAGGCAGCGCAGCCAGCCUACAGGUGCAUCGCAAUGUCGGCGAUGGUGCGCUCAUCAUUGACGAGAUCGGUAUGAACAGCCUGGACCAUCUGGGCGCAUGCAACCAGUCUUGCACUCGUCACCUGUUGCCGCCGUCGCAUCUCGCUCGUGACCACCCUGCAGCCACCAUCUUCAGCGGCCGCCCCAGCGCCAACACGGGCGACGAGUUCCAACACCCGAAGCCAGGUGGGCCGCCCCUCUACCGGUACGCCGCUGAUGUAGAAUGCAACCCCCAGUUCUCGCCCUCCGUCCCGGCCGCACAGCCUCUGCACGGAGAGGAGGACAACGAUGGCGACCCUAACGAGGCCGCUGCUGGAUCCCAAGGCGGUCAGCAGCAACCCGAAGUAGCAGCACGCCGGCCCCGGGCCGUCCCACAGGCUCAGAGCUGCAUACUCGAGGGCUUCCGGGUUUACCGAUCCCUGGCUAAGACCGUCUUCUUGCUGGAGAAGCAGCAGCGCCAGGACAGCAGUCCCUCUGGUCGUCGCCUGACAGAGUACGCCUCUAUGUUCGGCGGUGAGCCAGCCACAGAGCAGCGCAUAGCCGAAAUGGUUGACGACCUCAACAGCCGCGCCGUCGUCGACUUAGCCGACCUAGCGCACCUCGAGCCGCGCGUCGUGCUGCAGAGGAACGAACCACGCCACACGCUCAACACCCGCCUCAUAAUGCUGGAAGCACAGCGCAAGAACCAGCGCCUCGUGGUGUGGAAUGCGGACCACGUCCCUGUCCAGAAGCGCGGCGCCGCUGUAGAGCCAGCCCUGACACACGUGGAGAAAGCAGUUGCGAUGCGAAUAAAGGAUUACGACUUUGGCCACACCACCGCCGACACGUGGUACUACCAUGGCGCCCGAUACAUCCUCCUUGAUACGACGGCUGCCGAUGCCGGGGCGAGUCACAACAACGAGGUGGAAGCCUGCGGCCUGCUUGAGGAUGGCCGCGAGCCAGCAGAUGACGGCCACGGCCCCUACCGCCGGCUCAAGUACCUUCCAGCGGCCGUCAUUGUGCGGCCUAUAAACGGCCAUAUCCCCGACACCGUGCUGCGGGGCCUUGCAGACUACGCCAGCAGGGGUGGCGCCUUCAUCCUGUCACCCCGGGCGUCUUGCAUUGCCGAGGUGGAGAUGCCCGCCCCCGGGUGUGGCACCCUCACAAAGCAGGUCCGGCGCCUCAACGUACCGCUCGGCGACCGCCAGGCGGUCACCGAUUACUUCGUACAAGGCCGCAGCUUCAAAGAUGAAUGCUGGCUGGUGGAUCUUGCUGCCCCACCCAACGGCAUCAAGCGUGCCACCCUGUAUGUGCUGCUGACCCGCUUUAAGACGUUGGACCACGUCCGUCUGCUACGUCCACUUUAUACCACGCCACACGAGCGCAAGAAGGUCAUCAAACAAUUCCUCAGCGCAACCAAGCUCGAGCCGGAUCUGGCCGCCAACCUGCGCCUGCUGAAGCAGGCAGCACGCGAAACGGAGCAGCGGUACACCACCGAGUUCCAGCAUGCACGCCAGUUGGAAACCCGCUGGACCCGCUAG
Molecule: messenger RNA, 3378 nt
Organism: Volvox carteri f. nagariensis
Lineage: Eukaryota; Viridiplantae; Chlorophyta; Chlorophyceae; Chlamydomonadales; Volvocaceae
Exons: 1
Coding region: 1-3378 (1125 amino acids)
Source: RefSeq, a predicted model, not a curated record